UGUGUGUGAGCAUUUGAGAAGAAUAAUCUAUAGGUUUUGAUGGAGUGUGUUGAUGAUCCUCCAAGAGCGGUGAGGCAUGAGCACAUGGUGGUUGUGCCGUACCCCUCUUGCGGCCACAUAAACCCCAUGAUGUACCUCUCCAAUUCCAUUGUCUCCACCAACCCCAACAUCCACAUCACCUUUGUUGUCACCCAACAAUGGCUCCCUUCCAUUAUUACCGAACAACAAAACAACAACAUUCGAAUCCAUUCCAUUCCCAACCUCGUAUCCAACGAAUCAUCGCCCUCUUUUAGUAGCACCGUGGAAGCCGCUAUGACCAAAAUGGAACCUGCCAUAGACAGGUUACUCAAUGAAAUUGACCAACCACCCACGGCUAUCAUCUACGACGGUUUCUUAUAUUGGGUUGCAGGUCUUGCAAAUCGGAGGAAUAUUCCGGUGGCUGCUUUUUGGACCACUACAGCUUCCGAAUUGUGGCUGCAGUGUUUUAACUUGCUGCACCAAUAUCAUCAACUCUCUCAUCAAAACCUGUUAGGAGGAAAUAGUGACAAACUUGUAGAUUAUAUUCCUGGAAAAUCUUGGAUUCGUUUGGCGGAUAUUCCUCUUCUUGACAAGAACAACCAGAAAGUUUUGCAUUGGGCUAUGAAAAGUUGUGAAUCGAUGCUUAAAUCACAUUGCUUAUUAUUGCCUACCUUCUAUGACUUAGAAUCCAAAGUCAUUGAUGCUAUGAGAGUAAAAACUUCGAUACCCAUUUACACGAUUGGCCCAAACAUACCUUAUUUUAGCCUUGAAGAAGAAAAUUCAAGAACAAGAAGUGAUGUUGAUGAUAAAAAUGUUAAUGGGCACGGUUAUUAUUUAGCGUGGCUAGAUACCCAACCCUCUAAUUCUGUUUUGUAUAUCUCAUACGGAAGCUUUCUUUCGGUUUCAAGUGCACAAAUGGAUGAAAUUGCUAAUGCUUUGAAAAGAAGUGGUGUUAGAUUCUUGUGGGUUAUACGUGAAGAAGGUUCUAGAAUAAAAGAGAUUUUUGGUAACAACAACAUGGUGGGUUUGGUGGUACCUUGGUGUGACCAAUUGAAAGUGUUGUUACAUCCUUCAAUAGGGGGUUAUUGGACACAUUGUGGUUGGAAUUCCAUAAUGGAAGGUGUUUAUGGUGGUGUUCCAUUUUUAACCUUCCCAAUAGGAUUGGAUCAACCACUGAUUAGUAAGAUGAUAGUUGAGGAUUGGAUGGUUGGGUGGAGAGUGAAGAAAGAUGAUAGAAGUGAUGCUUUGGUGACAAGUGAUGAAAUUGUUACGUUACUCAGGAAAUUCAUGCAAUUGGAUAGUGUUGUUGGAAGUGAUAUCAGAAAAAGGGCUAAAGAGCUUCAGAGAUUGUGUCAUGUUGCAAUUGCAAAAGGUGGGUCUUCUCAAAUUAAUAUCAAGGCAUUUCUAAAGAAUAUAACAUCAACUGUGGUGUUCAAGCCUAAUGGAUCAAAUGGUAGUGCAUAAUAAGCAGGAAGAUUUAUUAUUUGAGAAUCUCAAUUAUUGCUUUAUGUUGGGUAUGUCAUGUUUUACGAGUUUUAUAUUUUUGAGAUAAAUAACAAAUCUUUACUUCAAAGAUUAUAACACUCAUAAAAUGGUAUUUGAUUGUUUUUAUUCAUAAAAUAGCUCUUAAAAAAUUUUAAAAUUUGACAAAAUUACCCUUAAUAAUAUAAAAGAAACACGUUACAGUAAACGAAAAAUCCUAAUAUAAUCGUCCAAGGAUAUCAAGACCACCACCAACCCCUUCUUCUUCUUCCCUCUUCAGCGCCGGUGAAGGAGGACACACGCGAUGGCAACGCAAGAGAGUACGAUCCAUUACGGCGUAAUGGAGGAGGGCAACGCGUUUACUCAUGGCCGCUGCUUCACUUUUGAACCCCUGUUCUUCUCUCGCAUCAACCGCCGCCACCUCUACCACCACCACCUCCAUCUCCAAACCCUCUUCUUUCCCUCUCUUCCACAAC
This is a messenger RNA of Arachis ipaensis, 1976 nucleotides long. RefSeq names its product UDP-glycosyltransferase 87A1-like. The record is from RefSeq and is a predicted model, not a curated record. Lineage: Eukaryota; Viridiplantae; Streptophyta; Magnoliopsida; Fabales; Fabaceae. Gene Ontology annotation, molecular function: quercetin 3-O-glucosyltransferase activity; quercetin 7-O-glucosyltransferase activity.